This is a messenger RNA of Hemicordylus capensis (graceful crag lizard), 4699 nucleotides long. It is a transcript of the gene TMEM128, whose product is annotated as transmembrane protein 128. Bases 25 to 639 code for a protein of 204 amino acids. Lineage: Eukaryota; Metazoa; Chordata; Lepidosauria; Squamata; Cordylidae. The record is from RefSeq and is a predicted model, not a curated record. The transcript is spliced from 5 exons.
GCCCCUUCCCGCUCAGUGGCCAAGAUGCGGCCCGCCCGCCGCAUCCACAUCUCCUUCCGGUUCUACACUCGUCACUUCCGGAAUUCUCUCGUCUCUUGUACCAAAAUGGCGGAGAAGCAGGUGACGGUAGUGGAGGAGGCGGAUUCGGUGCAGCCGUUCUUGCGGCUGCGGCGGCAGCUCGGUGGCCACGAACCUGAGCCUCGCGGGACGCAGCAGGAGCCACUGCGGGCGACUAUUGAAUCUGCAAGCAUAGAGAAGAAGGAGAAGCCUCUUCCCAGACUUAACAUUCACUCUGCAUUCUGGAUAUUGGCAUCAAUUGCUACUACGUACUAUGUUGAGUUUUUUAAAACCGUUAAAGAAAUUAUUCAAACAGAUAGUUGGUGGUUUCUAUUUGGCAGUUGUUUGCUGGUUAUCAGUUUGUCCGUGGCCUUUUAUUGCAUAAUAUAUCUUGAGUGGUAUUGUGGAAUUGAGGACUAUGAUGCCAGUUAUCCCACAUUGAUACCUAUCACAACUGCUAGUUUCAUUGCUGCCGCAAUUUGUUUUAACAUUUCAUUAUGGCCUGUGUGGUCUUUUCUCACACCUCUGGUGCUUUUUACCCAGUUUAUGGGUAUUGUGAUGCUUGUGUCUCUCCUGGGUUAAUCCUUUAUGAUUCGAGAGAAUUUGAGAAGAGAAUUCCAGUUGAUUGCCUGCAAGACUAGCCUGUCAGCUAGCAAAACAUAAAGAUCCAACACCGAGUCUUCAAUCAGUAGAUUUGGGACCAUUAAGAAAUCAGAGUUUUAAGCAAAGUGAUCAGACUAAAAGAGGACUAUUAUAUUAAGAAACAUGCUGCUGAAUUUUGAGGAAUAGUUGCUAAAAUUUCAAAAGACACUUAAUGAAUAAGACAAAAUCAGUAUGAAUAAUUUACCAAUUUGAUGAAAACGUGUUUUCCUCUUGUGUUUGAAGAGCUAAAUUUUAUUUUUAUAAUAUUCAUAUAGAGUGGUAAAUGAACCUUCUGCAUAUUCUUGUGCAGUUUUAGGAUCUGGUGGAAACUAAACUCAGUGCAUAGAGUUUUGUUGUUUUUAUUUUGAUCAACCAAUAUCCUGCUUCUUUCUUCAGUGGCAUUAAGGUGACACAUACAGGUUUCCCAAGCAGUCGUGGUUUGGGGUGGGGUGCAAAACGGGCACUUGCACAGCACCUUGCACUUUAGCCCCAGCCCCCAUCUUGUACAUCUCUUAAUGAGUGAAAAGUUAAUAUUAACUUUUAGUUAAUAAUAUUAACUAGAGAUAUACACAUCAGGCGGUAUUAAAAUAUGAUAAAUAAAUAAAUAAAUAAAAUAUGCACUUUAACAACUCCUAUCACAUCUUUUUAGAUUUUAUUUCUUGCAACUUGUUUUGUGUUAAUAAAAGUUAGGGGUGUGUUGUUUUUCCAGUUUUGAAAUAGAAGAAAAAAUAUCUUACUGUAGUUAUACAUGAAAUAUUGGUUCUUAAUUGUGAUUUCUCUGGUAGAUGUCAAGAGAAAACAUAUUCCCAUGACCACAUGUGUUUACCAGCCAGUCAUUAGAAUUAUCUAGUUAAAUUUUCAGCUGUUAACUUUUAACAUCAACUAGAUUUUUUAAAGGUUAACUUAAACUAAUUUUAAAAAGAAUUGAAUGGCCUUAAUUUACAAGUGUAUAAGACUAUGAAAGGAAUUUUGUGAUACAAUUCUUUCAGAAUUCUGGACAUUUUUAGAUUAGUAUCCUUAACAAUCAUUUCAUAUUCAAAGACAUGCAAAAUACUAUUUCUUUAUUGAAAUGUGUAUUUUUAAAAAAUGUAUUAAAAGAGACCUUUUGGCUUCAUCCCAUCCCCCCCACCCCCUGGUGAGGGGGUAAACAUUUUAAAAUGUUCUAUGCUACCUCCUGGCUCAGGCAGCCUAGUCCUCAAAGCCACCCCUCCCCCUUCUGUGCCUCGAAGCUCCAUAGCCCUCUGCACAUGCUUAGAAUAACUGUCUUCUUUAUUCAGAAUAAGCCACUUAAUGGCUCAGUGGGGAAAUGCUUGACUAUCAAGCAAGAGGUUGCCAGUUCGAAUCCCCGCUGGUACAUCUAUACCAGGCAGCAGCGAUAUAGGAAGAUGCUGAAAGAUAUCAUCUCAGACUGCGCAGGAGGAGGCAAUGGUAAACCAAAUUUGGUAAACCAAAUUCUACCAAAGACAGCCACAGGUUUCUGUAGUCACCAGGAGUCGAAACCGACUCGACGGCACACUUUACCUUUAUUCAGAAUAAUCCAGGGACUAUUUCAAAGAAUUAAAUAAUAUGAUAAAAACUUAUCUGAGAUGUUGCCUACCAUGAAAAAUACUAUUUAUUCAUUAUAAUACAAGCAUUCUCUCAUCUGCCCAUAUAGGACACUUGUUGAGUAGCAGGGGCUUAGUUGGCUUUUACAAAGCACUUCACAUGGAGAGAGUGAAAAUGAUCUAACAUGUAUAAAUAAACCUGUCUAAAAAUGCAAGGCUCUUUAGCUUACCAAUUCCAACCUCAUAUAGUGAAGUGUGCCAUCGAGUCGGUGUCGACUCCUGGCGACCACAGAGUCCUGUGGUUGUCUUUGUUUGAUAAAUGAUAAACGAGGAGUUUAUCAUUGCUGUCUCCCAUGCUACACUAUUUCACAUUUAUUCUCACUGUACCUGUAACUGAAAUUGAAAUUGAUUUUAAAAAAUUAUCUGCUCUCUUUGUCACAACACUUAGUAAAGUUGCCACUGAUUUCAGUUGAACAUAAAAUUGGGAGAUAUUUGGAUUACAGCGUUAAAAUUUUUUUCCUAAAUAGGAUACCAGGGAAUAAUUUGACUCCUAAAUGAUUAAUCAGUGUAACACUGUUUAUCAGUGAACUGGCUGACACCAAUUUGAAUCCAAUCUGUCUGGAUAUGAUGUGGUUUUGAGAGUACCAUCUUCUGUAUGCAACUCCAUGUUUCAGAAAAGAAAACAACUUUUCAACUUAUUGUGCUACCCCCGAUUUGCUGGUUCCACAGGUAGUUUGUUCCUCUGAUAUCAGUCACUGUAUAAAUCCAAUUCUUGCUGAUUUCAAUAGAGACUUUCAAGUUAACUCAUUCGGACAUAAUUGGUACCUAUUUAAAUCAUUAUUUCCAUAUAAAAUUCUCUGCCUGAGAAAGUAUUUCCUAACAAAUAUAAAAUAAAUGGCUUAAGUACAAUAAUAGUUCAUAAUGAUAAGUAAAUCUAAGAUGGUAUGUAAUUCAACUCAAUACAAAAUCUCUCAUAACCUCCUGAAUACAUAAACCAUAAAUUCUAGUGCUACCGACACAGUCUGAAAUGUUUAAUGAAAAAAGGCAAUGGUCCUUGAAAUAACAACCUGUUGCUUGUUUAUAUAAAGUAUUGCUUCUCUGAAAGAAAAAUGGCUGACAUGUUUCAGUGACAAGCAGGAUGCCAAGUUGAAAUAAUAUUGAGAUUAGUUAUAUAGACAUGUAGUUCUGGUUGCCAUGCUGAUUCCAAAGUAGUACAUAGAGGAUGUUGCUGAUGGGGAAUAGUAAAGGUUUUUAAUUUCAUGGACACUUGCUGACAUAUUGUGCAAGGAUAAGUCAGCCCAAUAAUGUUGCAUUUACUCAAGUUGUGCAAAUAAUAUGCAAGACAAAACCCAUUGGAAAUAGUAGACCUAAAGUAAAAUGUGCAGUCAAGUCAGUGUCGACUCCUGGCGACCACAGAGCCCUUUGGUUUUCUUUGGUAGAAUACAGGAUGGGUUUACCAUUGCCUCCUCCCAUGCAGUAUGAGAUGAUGCCUUUCAGCAUCAUCCUAUAUCGCUGCUGCCUGAUAGAGGUUUCCCAUAGUCUGGGAAACAUAACAGCAGGGAUUCGAACUGGCAACCUCUAGCUUGCUAGUCAAAUCAUUUCCAUGCUGCGCAGUUAUUCUGGUGUAGUGUCUGCACAAUUUUUCUGUUUGGGCAACUUGCAUACCUAUGACAUUACUGGACUGGCACACCCUUGUGUGAUAUAUCAGGCCCUGUCAGCAAAAAUUAGAAGGCUUUAGGCUUGGGUUCACCUCUAGUCCUAUUUCUUACCUUUGUGAAUAAAACAUGUAUUUGUUCCAAUAAGAUGCAUCACUCUUACCUCCUUUCUCUCUGCUUGCACAACAUAAAUGGUAGUAUUUUUCUUCUAGGAUAUCUAUAAAUAAUAGCAAUCUGCCCUCAGGACCUCAUCCUCUGAAUAUGCAGCAUAAAUGUAAAAUUCUACUUCCUAAGUAAUAGACUUGAUUCAUGACCUCUGAUGCAGAAGUUUCAUGCCACAAGUAUGAGUUCCAAUGUGCAUAUGGAGAUCUGAAUAAGUAUCUGAAUAAUUUUUUGCUAUAAUGUUGGAGUAUCAUUCAGACACACAGUUGGAAUUUCCCCCAAACUGAAAUGGAGGAGCAGCUCCCCACUUUUGAAAAGCAUCAUCUGUGCACUUAAGUCACAUGGAACUUUGGUUUGGAGUGAUCACAUUUAAAUAUGGUGCAUUAAUAUAGUAAUUGAGGAAUAACAUUUUUACUUUAAUGCUUGUGUCCAAUUCAUCAGUGUGUGGAAUAGCUGGAGCUGGUUCAACAAGUGUCCACUGUGAUAAUUUGCUUUAGAUUUGUAUUUAUUUGACUUAUUGCUGUCUUAAUCUCAUGGACUUAAAGUGGCUUACAUUUCCCCUCUAAAUGCUAAUAGUCCUGUACCGAAAGGCUCAUUAAAUAAUAAUCAUGAUGAUUUUAAUUACAUAAUGUAGAGCUA